CUGGUUAUGCACGGUUGUUUACCUUAAGCCAAAUAAGAUUGGUGUAAUUUUGCGAUUUCGUGUUAAAGAUAUCCUUUUUAUUGUUCUAUAUUGAUAACAAGAAUAUGAAAUAUUAAUAGAGACGUGUUCACCGGGAUUUAAAUUCACAAAAAAAAGAAGAAACAGCUGUUUAUAUGAAAUUACAUAAUCGCGUACGCAGAAGUUGAUCAGGUACUAACCUUUAAAAGUCUGCAGUUGAUCGUUACAAAAUUGAUGGAAUGAUUGUAAAACCUAAACGGAAAAGACAUCAACAAAAGUGAGAUCCGCGUUCUACUGCAUAUGUGACAGUGACCAAUGACGUGAGCCCGGCUUCACAGACACUGAAUUCUUCCCGAGAGAGCAUAGCAAUAUUAAGUGAGAAUCGCUACAUAUGAGCUGCCGACACUGACGUUUAAUAUCGGAGCAUAUGGUUAUGUAUGUGAUAAUUGGGGAUACGAAGUUCUGCAGACAGACAACAAACGGACCUAAGUCGGUCGACAUUCCUAUUUAUAUUGAGUGAAUGAAAUGAAAGUGUAAUGGUAUAUAAGUCAUCAGUUAAAGUGUUCACUUCUGUUUAGAUAACGACAAUCAAGCAGGCCCGGAAUCACUUCAAUCACGCCGUGGUCAUAAGAAACAAUUUACGAGAUGAAAUCAGCAUUUGACGAGCGGCAGUAUAAUACGAGCUAAUUUGGAGAGACAAUAAUCGAAUAAACGCAGGCCUACGAAUGUUCAGGAGAAAUUGUUGAGUGCUCCGCCGCAGUGAACUUGUUCUCGUGCUGUUGUUUGCCGCGUCUUGGCAUUGAGGACGGAUAGCAUCGGAAGCAAUUAGGUAUAUUAGAUCUCCUUAAGUUUCUUUGAAAACUCCAUAAACAACGAUGACUCUGGAUAUGUGCGGCAGUGUUUUCUGGAAAUAAACAGUGUUUAGAAGAAAUGCUAUAGUGUUAUGUGAUGUAAAUAUAAUUAUUAUUAGCAUACUUAAUUUUAUGCAUUCUAAAGUCUUGGCGAGGUAUCAGUUGGAAGUAAUAAACCGUGUUUUACUCGCAGGUAUCAACAAGUGAUUGAGGAACCUUUGGUCUAAGGUCAUGCUACGGAAUUGCAGGAUUGUUCUCCUGCUGUUAUUAAUUCAACAAUUAACCUAUAUACAUUCCAUUGACGGCGAACUCUUCCCUGAUGAUGAUCUAACAGGUUCAAAAGAGAGUAAUGCUCGUGACAUUCACGGCGUAAGUGACUUGCAACAUGUUUCAGCAAUUCCUGAUAAUGGGAAUACGUUAACAAGACAAUACCCAGGGGAUAUACUGUUGAAGGAGGGAAGGCAUGCUGGGGAAAUUGACAAGCGGGCCGUACAGAGAAAAGAUUCAGGUAACACUAACGACACGGCGUCCCCUUCUACCGCCGAUGCGGUCGACAGUACCACAAAGGCGCACCCAAGCGGCGAGGAGGUGCACGAGGAAGGGAACCAUGUUGAGCCCACCCGGAUGCAGGUUGCCUCAUGGAACUUUGAGCACGUGCGGGGGCCACUCAUAAUCGCAGUGUUCCUUAUAACCGCCGGUGUCGCUAAGCUAGGUUUCCAUCACGCAAACUUUCUGUCUUCAAAGGUGCCAGAGUCAUGCCUGCUCAUCAUACUGGGUACCAUUGUCGGGGCCGUCCUGUACGGUGUGAUACCGGCGGGCAGCAGCCACGAAACACUACGGCCAACCCUGGAUUCCGAUCUAUUCUUCCUCUACCUACUUCCGCCGAUAAUCCUGGAGUCUGCCUACAGUCUGCACGACCGGACAUUUUACGACAACGUGGGGACAGUGAUGGUCUAUGCAGUUCUGGGAACAGUUCUCAACUGCUUCAUGAUUGGCCCCUCUCUGUACGGAGUGUACCAGACGGGAGCGAUGGGUUCCGGUAUGCCUCCCAUCUCCCUGGUCCAGUGUCUCGUCUUCAGUGCCAUCAUCGUGGCUGUGGACCCAGUAGCCGUGCUGGCGAUUUUCCAGGAGAUCGGGGUCAACAACACUUUGUACUUCCUCGUCUUUGGGGAGUCGCUGUUUAACGACGCGGUAACAGUGGUGCUAUACAACAUGAUGAAGACACUGAACAGGAUGGAACACAUCACUGUCGACCAGAUAUGUAUCGGGGUAGUUCAGUUUUUCGUGGUGAGUCUGGGCGGGUUAGGUAUUGGUAUCAUUCUUGGGAUGCUGACCGCAGUCCUUACCAAGUAUACGGAACAUUGCAGAGUGGUGGAGCCCCUUGCAGUGUUUGUCCUGGCCUACAUAUCGUACCUGGCCGCGGAGAUGUUCCACCUCUCCGGUAUUAUCAGUAUUAUAGGUUGCGGUCUGGUCCAGGCCCAGUACGCGUUCCACAAUAUCUCCCGGAAGUCUUACACCACUGUCAAAUACUUCAGUAAGAUGAUGAGCGCCACGAGUGACUGUGUGAUAUUUCUGUUCCUUGGGAUAUCGCUGUUCAAAGCUGACGUGCUCAACCUAGAACACUGGCAUUUGGGAUUCAUACUUUGGACACUUCUAUUCUGUCUACUCUACAGAUUCAUAGUGGUGUUUCUCCUGACUGUGAUCAUUAACCGGUUGCACAGAGUCCGAAAGAUAGAUCUAGAAGAACAGUUCAUCAUGGCAUACGGUGGGUUGCGAGGAGCCGUGGCCUUUUCCCUCGUCGGUGUUCUCAACCCCAAAAACCUGCCGAAGGGACACUUUCUCACGACAACACUCACAGUUAUAUUUUUCACCGUCUUCAUUCAGGGCAGCACGAUCAAGCCACUGGUCAAGCUUCUGCGCGUGAAGAUGGAGAAGAAAGAGCAACAGCUGCUGAGCGAGGAGAUCAACAGUCAUGUGACGGAUCACGUGAUGGCGGGAAUAGAGGAAAUAUCGGGCCAGCGUGGCUCGAACUCCUUCCGGGAGAAACUCGAGCAGUACAACAGGCGCUACCUGAAGAUCUUCCUUCAGAGGGACCCUGUCUCCACAGACGAUCAGAUCAUGGCCUACUUCAACAAACUCGCACUACAGCAGCAUUUCGAGCACUUGGGUGGCAGCAAGAUGAUCAUGGAGAAGUACGGCAGCGAGCAGGUCUCCUUGGAAGAAUUCCCUAUUGAUGAUGAUGAGGCAUUUCCGGGUACGCCGAGCGAGGGAGGGUCUGUCUGUGGUGACAUCACAUUCCCCGUGCCGUCUCUCAACGCUUCCUCCGAGGACAUAAACUCGGAGCUAGACCGCGAGAUGAUGGAGUCACAGGCCACUCGCCGUAGGAAGUCUUUGUUCCCCGUAGCGUUAACGCGUGAUAUGGAGACUCGUCUUCAGGACAACCCAACCGCCAUGGACGUCCGGAAGAUAAUGGUGCCAUCCCGCAGACAUCAACAAUAUAAACGCCUAGACAAAAACCUCAAGAAUGAUAAUAGCGAGAAUGACCUACUAACAUACCUCCAGAACAAACAGAUGCGAACGCGCCGGAUGUCGCAGGCGCUGUGGAACACGCCCAUCAGCGAAUCACCGGAAAUACCGGAGAAUCGGCCGCGUCGGAAGAGCCUAGCGCCGAAUGUUGCCACAAACAACUACAGACGUCGCCUCAGUUUAGCUGUACCUACUCCGGAUCAUGAGGGCGGCAGGCGGCGAGGCGUCAGCGUCGGAAAUGUGCUCAAAGGGCUUGAUUCCCCCGCCCGUCGUCGGCUAAGGUUCCGACGAAAUGCCCCGUCGACAGCAUCCUCUGAGGACCGAGUAGAAACCUCAAACUUGUGCCCAGUGUCAGAAAAUGAAAAUGAAGAAGACAAUAAUGGUGUGAAAUUCUGUCUAGAAAACGAAAUGGAAUCGCGGGAUAAAAAGUUAUCGCAUGCGUCUAACGCAGACCGAGACCAGAGCAAUGUAGACCACGUGACCCACUUCUAACAUUGCAACCUUCAAGUUGGCGCAUGCGCCUGACACAAACCGUACCGAUAAUAGUGUAAAGCACGUGACCCACUACUAAUAUUGAAACCUCCAAGAUUGCGCAUGCGGCUGACACAAGCCGUACCAACAACAAUGUGGAGCACGUGACCCACUUCUAAUAUGGCAACCACCAAGAUUGCGCAUGCGCCUGACACAAGCAGUACCGACAACAAUGUAGAACACGUGACCCGCUUCGAGCACGACGGCCAAGCUUCAAGCAUGCAACGAAUGUUGUUUUUAUUUCAUUUUGUUUGUUUUGUUUUUCAUUUAAUGUUUUAAUGUUAUCCUACUUGUUAUUAACACGACCAUUUUGAAAGUGCAUCUGCAGUUGUGGUAAAAGCCAGAAGAAGAAGACACAAAGGAAAUACAAUAUCGAAUCUUCAGCUUGGUUGCCCGAAUAUCAACAUAUCAAACAAUAACAAUUAUUUCCUUUAUUUAUCAUGGUAAAAUUUGUUAUAAUACAUUAUAUUAAAAUGUCCAUACAGAACCGGUUUUACAAGAUGGAUAUGUUAAUCACAAUGUAUUCCUUAUAUUGAGAACUUCAAUGUCAUCAGUGAUAGCCAAACAUUUUUGAGGGGAACAAUUAGACCAUUAUACCGUGGUAUACAUGAUGCGAUUGUAAUACCAGACUCUCUAGCAGCUCCUAGUUUUUUUAAAGUGCUCCUAAUUUUUCCUAGUUUUUUUUCUAAAAUGCUCUUGGUAUUACUAGUUUUUUUUUAUUUGCAGCAUUAUGUCAAUUUAUCAUGAAAUUAUGAAAGUUUCAAUUUUGUGUUUUCAUUGUGUUUUGAAGAUUUUCUUGCCGAAAUAAUAUUAUGUAGAGCUGUUCAGCUGACUUGCCUAUGCUACUGGAAGUAGUGGAUUCGUGUCAUUGAUACAUAGUUUAGCCUUUACCCAUGGUGUUUAAGGUUGGACUAUGCCAGGGUGACGCCAAACAGAAGCAAAUUUACAGUCAGCUGAACACUUAUAUGUAAGGUAAUUGGACAGUUAAGCAGUAGUAAGGUAAUACUUAUCUGAUAAUACCUCCUAGUUUUUGUCUCAGUAUUCCUAGUUUUCCUAGUUUUCUGCUUGAAAAAAAUCCUAUUUUUCCCCUAUUUUUUUCCGAUGUAUUUCUGGAGAGCCUGUAAUUCACGCAAAUUCAAUCUCGCUUUAUUCAUUAUCAAUACAAUGUGUUUGAUUGCUUGGUAAAUCAAAUGAAGGCUUAAACCGGUCUUCUUACGGUCCUAUAAAAAAGUGCUGUUAUUGCAAUUUAACAUGUUCGUAUGUUGCAUUGUGUCCUAGAUACAGGCGUGGUUAUAGGCGUGGUAAUAGCAUGCAAAGCAUGAAACAUCGUUCCAGCUAUGGGUUUUUAGUGGCAUGUUUUGUGUGUAUUAUUGUUAUUAACAAACAUCUGCUGCCAAAAUCUGUGUUAUGGCAUUGACUCGUCAAUCACUAAUUGGUCAAAAACAACAAAGAAUUCGGUAAGACUUAGAAAGAUGCCUAGAUCAACUGUUUACUAGAGCUAUAGUGCGUAUGCAUAUUGGAGCAAUUUCAGAGUUUGAAAAGAGGAUAUGUUUUGUUAAUUAGAGUAGAGUUCAAUAUGCAUGUCUGUUUCAGCAGGGAUUUUCAUCAAUACAUUAACCUGUGAUAAAUACUUGUUUGUUGUUUGAAAAUGUUUAUUAAAGAUUUUAAAUGUU
Messenger RNA from Mya arenaria, 5599 nucleotides. Its product is annotated as Na(+)/H(+) exchanger beta-like. The coding region runs from base 1101 to 3887 and encodes 928 amino acids. NCBI's taxonomy places the organism in Eukaryota, Metazoa, Mollusca, Bivalvia, Myida, Myidae. The record is from RefSeq and is a predicted model, not a curated record. The transcript has 23 exons. Gene Ontology annotation, cellular component: membrane. Gene Ontology annotation, biological process: regulation of pH; proton transmembrane transport; sodium ion transport. Gene Ontology annotation, molecular function: sodium:proton antiporter activity.